Messenger RNA from Habropoda laboriosa, 1055 nucleotides. RefSeq names its product deoxycytidylate deaminase. Gene Ontology annotation, biological process: dUMP biosynthetic process; dTMP biosynthetic process. Bases 153 to 653 code for a protein of 166 amino acids. The transcript has 5 exons. NCBI's taxonomy places the organism in Eukaryota, Metazoa, Arthropoda, Insecta, Hymenoptera, Apidae. The record is from RefSeq and is a predicted model, not a curated record. Gene Ontology annotation, molecular function: dCMP deaminase activity; zinc ion binding. Gene Ontology annotation, cellular component: cytoplasm.
AUGUCAAUGGUGUGAAGUAUUUGCUAUUAUUAAAUAGAAUAAAUUUUUAGUUAUUUUCUUUGUACAUAUACAUAUACUUCCAUUUAUAACACGUAUUUAUUUAUCACAAAUAAAAUUUGGUGAAAAUUAUAAGAGUGUCAGUAGAAGUUAACAUGGAUGAAAACGGAAGGCAAUGCAUAAGUUGGGAUGAUUAUUUCAUGGGUGUAGCUUUUUUGGCUGGACAACGUAGUAAAGAUCCUGUUACUCAAGUUGGUGCAUGUAUAGUAAAUAAUGAGAACAAGAUUGUAGGUGUUGGAUAUAAUGACAUGCCUUCUGAAUGUGAUAGUUUGCCGUGGACUAAAAGUGAAAAGAAACAUUAUGUGUGUCAUGCAGAACUUAAUGCUAUUAUGAAUAAGACCUGUUGUGACCUGAGAAAUUGCACUAUAUAUGUUAGUCUUCACCCAUGUAAUGAAUGUGCCAAACUAAUAAUACAAUCUGGAAUAAAGUUAGUCAAAUAUGUGUCAGACAAAAAAAACAGAAAACCUAAAUUUGUAGCUGCAAGAAGGAUGUUUGAAACAGCAGGUGUUGAAUGCCGUCAAUAUACUCCAAAUAAAAAUUUAUUAAUUGACUUUACGGCGAUUGAUGUGGACGGACCGAAUAAUUGUGAUGAUUAACUAUACUUACAACAAAUAUAAUGUUUAAAUUUGUAACUAAUAUUAAUUGUUCGGUAACACAAACAUGGCUCGUGAAAUUGCUGGAUACUGAUGUACUCAAAAAAUUGGUCACUUUUAUGUACAUGUAAAAUUGACUUUUGGACCAUUUCCAUUUAAAAUUUUUACAGACCUGAUUAUUUCCAACUUUAACAUUAACAUCAUAAAAUUAUGGAAAAUAAAUAAAAUAAUGUACAGAAAGCGAAGAAAUUUAGCAAUAAUACAAAGGUACUAUGCAUGAGUAAGAUAAUAUUGUCUGCAACUGUAUUGCAAACUAUUUGCUGUACAAGGUAAAUAGUGGUACAAUAAUGUAUGGCAUGAUAGAAAUAUGUAACAAGUAUUUAGCAUUUUUCCAAAACGUCUGAA